Bacillus rossius redtenbacheri is the source of this 3541-nucleotide messenger RNA. Its product is annotated as zinc finger protein 385B-like. The transcript has 8 exons. Bases 126 to 1178 code for a protein of 350 amino acids. The record is from RefSeq and is a predicted model, not a curated record. Gene Ontology annotation, cellular component: nucleus. NCBI's taxonomy places the organism in Eukaryota, Metazoa, Arthropoda, Insecta, Phasmatodea, Bacillidae. Gene Ontology annotation, molecular function: nucleic acid binding; zinc ion binding.
CUGUCCAAAUGCAUAAUUUUGACUCCGGUGUUUUUGUUGUGUUAGGGUUCUGAAACUUUUAACUUUUGUUUUAUCACUUGCUGGGUACUGUCAGUCAUUUAAGCGUGGGUGUGUGACGGUGAUGGAUGCCGUGGGAACUCCCUGAACUGAGCGGCCUGCCGGUGUUUGCCUCCCAGUUGCUUGCCCUCCACGCGCGCCCUCUUCUCGCUCCCAUGAGUUUCUUCCCCGCGCCCUCCUUCUCAGCCGUCGCCACCAUGGUCGGCUACAACCCUGCUCUGCCCACGUCCGUUCCCCUGACGCAGGCCCUCGUACCGCCACCUCUGCCCCUCCCCACUGUCGCCACCACGCUCGACGGGAAGCCUGUCGAAGUGAUGGCGUCCCCCGCGUUCCACAGCAGCGACCCCGUCACCAAGGCAGUAAUGGACAACAUCAUGGGGAAGCUACCCACCAAAAAACAACCUGUGAUAUGCAAGUGUGAGGUCUGUAAUCUGGAAUUCUCCGGCCAGGUGGUGAUGGAUACGCAUCUUGCUGGAGCGAAACAUGCAAAAAAGGUGAAAUCGCAGGAGAUUCUGAAGCAGCUGCAGAGCAGCGGGCAGUCGUUCACGCGUGACGAGAAGACCAAGAUCCUCAAGUGCGAGGUGUGCGACGUUGUCGUCAACUCCUCGCAGCAGCUACAGACACACCUCACAGGCAACAAACACAAGCAGAAAGCGAUGAAAAAGGGCAGUUCUGUUGCGAAACCAUCCGGCGCUGCCGCACCGAAGACGGAAGCCAGUACCAGUUCUCCGGAGAAUGGAGUGGUGCCUGUAGGGUCAGCCCCGCAGAGUGUUAAGGGCGACGCGGCGGCGACCCCAGCCACCGGCAACGGGGAAGUGCCGCCCGGCGUCCAGAAGCUGCCCGAGGCCACCGGCUCAAAGGCCCACAAGUACUUCUGCGACACUUGCAACGUGUCGCUCAACUCGGAAAUACAGCUCGAGCAGCACCUGACGUCUCGCAAGCAUAAGGAGCGGAUGAUGAACGGCGGGAAGAGCAGGCAGCGCCCCACCCCGUACUGGAAGAGGCAGCGGGGUGGCUACGGCAUGCACGGCAUGAAGAAGGCCGGAGUGAAGGUCCCCAAGGCCGUGCAGUAUUCCCAACCGCUCACAAACAACUUUGUUAGCGGAGGGGCCAUGUUAUGAAGUGGCGACCCGCUGUGCUCGUCUGUACAAAUCUCUCAUGUUGCUGUGUUGCUGUUUGGUUUCCUUCCCGUUUUCUCUUGUUGCAAUAAGUUGUCGAGUGCCUGUCUCUGCGCUUUACUUCUCCCCUUGUUUCCGAUUCCGUUCAUGUCGGGCUCUGUUAAACGCUGCUCUCUAUUACACGCACUUGUCAAUUACUGAACUAUGUACAUGACCUGUCGAUUGUCGUACUGAGGUAUCCAUUUCUCGUCGGUAUGUUGUGGAAAUGUUUCAAGUCCUAUGCUGAUGUGUUAGCAUAGAAGUUGAGUGUGUUGUUAAUGUUUUAACCUGGAUUAUUGCAAUAAUGGGAAAAAGUUUGGAAACAUGUUUGUAAUGUGCAUGUAUUAUAGUUGUAUCUGUAGGUACAUGCAUUUCUGUAGCACAUGCACACAUCAGCAACGAGCUGGAAGUGGUGUUCUGUAUAAUUUUGUCAUGUUCCUUUCAAACUUUUUGCCACUUCGUGCUUUUUAGUUGUUUAAUCCGGCCCAAUAAGUUUUAAACUAUGUUGUAUCUGUGAUAAAAAGUUUAAUGGGAAAAAAGUGUAGCAAUGUAGUAUACAAUCAGUGGUGGUUUACGUUAUGAAAGGAAUGGUUCCUUCUGGACUUAUGCAUAAAAGUGAUUGGACAACUUUCCUUGUAAUUUGAAAGUAAUUAUUUUUUUUUAUCUUAAUUUUUGAGUGCUAAACUGCUACUGUAUUGUGGCUAGUCCUUUAAAAUGUUAAUCUUCGGGAGGUAAUCUCCUUAUUGUUGAGUAAGUUAUCCAUUAAUUGUAAUUUUUCAUUUUUAUUCUCUGAAGGCUUGUCUCGGCCUUGUCUGUUUAAAGUUGGACAGAUAAGGUUAUCUUUACAUUUGUCUUAUGCACUCUAAUGAACAGAAAAGUAAUACGCUCAAUCAUUUUUUACAUACAAUUUUGUUUUUAGCUGUUACAUUCUAUGUCCAAAAAUUUAAAAUUUCUUAAAUAACAAUUAGUAGAGUGAGCUUAAGGUCUAGAUAGUUUAAAAAGCUUUUUUUUUUUUUUUUUUUUUAAAAAACCAUACGUUUAUCAUGUUUCAUUCGUUAACUUAAUUUUAUUUAUUAUAAUGAUUAAAUUAUAUAUUGAAUACACUGGUUUAAACUAUUUUGUCGGUAAUGGGGGGUAUCGUGGUUGCAGUUAAUCUCUUAACUGUAAGAGUGCAUUUGAUACAAUGUGGAAGGCCACCUGUCUUGCCCUGUCUCUCAUAAUAACUUUUUCCGAGGCCAGACAGGCCCUUUGUGUGUUCUGUGUGGAAAAAAUGUUUUUCCAGUAGAUAAUUUAUUUUUUAUAGACUUAAGCCAAGAAGUAUAUUGCAUUGAAUGUAUAAACCAAAUAAAUAUUACUAUUUUUUUUAUGUUAUCUCCAAGAUAAAUUUAACUAUGAAUGUAUGAUUUGGGCUGUACUUGGAAAAUGUGGCAAAAACUUUUUUUUUUUAUUGCAUUGUAGGUUUACAAAUCAAAUUGAGAUUGACCUAAUUCAUGUUAGGAAAAAAAAUGUUAAAUUUAUAAUCUUGUUCUCAAACCCUUUUCCAAAACAUCAAACAAUUUGUGUAUGAUAUUUGUUCUGUUUUAAAUAGGAAAAAAAAAAAAACUUUAAUUUUCAACAAGUAGAGAUUCGUUUUAAAGUUCUCCAGUCAUGUACAAGCCUACCUGUUUUACCAGUUGUGUUGUUUGUGUGAAAUACUGGUUUUUGAAAUAAAAUAAUAAAUUAUUUUUUUAAGAUCUAUUUUAUUCAAUUUAUAAUAAAUUCUAAGUAUAAAGGUUAUUUAUUUUUAAAUUUGUUAAGUCUGAAUACGUAGGCGAAUGCAAUAAACUGUUAGUUAUAACUCCUCCUAAUAUAAAAUAAAAUAAAAUGGUCUCUUUUUACAGGUCAAUAUUUUCAUGUAGCUGUUUUUUGUCUAAAGAGGUACUAAUUAGUCAUUGGGCCAGAACGAUUCCCCGAUUUUGUGGGUAUGGUUUUGGUUUGUUUAAAUCUUGGAAUUAUCAUUUAAUUUAUUUUUGUACCCUUAUCUUACGUUUAUGAUUAUUAAUGUAACUUAAGUUUAUACUGCUAAAUAAGUGAACAACAAUAUUUUUUCAGUUACCAUGUUAUCUAACAUAUGCCAUAGAGUAUGGUUUAUCUAUCAUGAAGUCUAGGAUUUACUUCUACACAUUAGUUGUUAGUACUAUUGUUUCAGAUUUAUGAUAUAUGGUUUUAAUGAACAUUAAAGGCCAACUAUGUAAACGAAGCAUUUCGGCAAAACAUAGAUAUAGUUAUACCAUUAUGAAACAUUGAAGUUUACAACAUGCUUUUUGUCUUUUUUUUUUUUUUUUUUU